This is a messenger RNA of Iphiclides podalirius (scarce swallowtail), 1632 nucleotides long. The record is from the annotation of a GenBank genome assembly. NCBI's taxonomy places the organism in Eukaryota, Metazoa, Arthropoda, Insecta, Lepidoptera, Papilionidae.
AUGGCGGAGGCCGAGGCACCCGGGAACAUAGUCAAGGAGGGAUGGUUACAAAAGCGUGGAGAACAUAUCCGCAACUGGCGAGAUCGCUACUUUAUCCUGUUCGACAACGGCGAUCUUGUUGGGUUUAAAACGCAGCCGGAGCGUAACAAUUACCGCGAUCCCUUGAAUAAGUUCACCGUCCGGGACUGUCAGAUCAUGGCAGUGGACAAACCGCGUCCGCAUACCUUCACCAUCCGUGGCCUGCAAUGGACCACAGUUAUCGAGCGCAACUUCUCUGUUGACACUGAAAGGGAGAGGGAGGAAUGGGUGGCCGCGAUCCGCUACGUGGCGUCGCAGCUGAGCGGGGCGGCCGCGGCGUCGAUGGCGGCGCCGAUGCUGAUGCCGACGCCGACGCCGACACCCGCGCCGACGCCGACGCCGCCGCCUGCGCCGACGCCGACGCCGAAGUCGACGCCGAAGCCGACGCCGACGCCGGCCACUGGCGGUACCAGUUCUACGGCCGGCGGCAGCGCGGCGUCCUUCGAGACGGACGACUGCGACAUCGCCCAGCUCGGGACCAGCUUCCGGGAUCCCAGGCGCAUAACCCUGGAAAAGUUCGAAUUCGUGAAGGUGCUCGGCAAGGGCACCUUCGGGAAGGUGGUGCUGACCCGCGAGAAGGGAACGGGCAAGCUGUACGCGAUGAAGAUCCUCAAGAAGCACCUCAUCAUCCAGAAGGACGAGGUGGCGCACACCAUCACCGAGAAUCAUGUGCUCAAGAAGACCAGGCACCCCUUCCUCACGGCGCUUCGCUACUCGUUCCAGACGUCCGACCGCGUCUGCUUCGUGAUGGAAUACGCGAACGGCGGCGAGCUGUUCUUCCACCUGUCCAGGGAGCGCUCCUUCUCCGAGGAGCGGACGCGCUUCUACGGCGCGGAGAUCGUGUCCGCCCUGGGCUACCUGCACGCCGAGGGCAUCAUCUACCGAGACCUCAAGCUGGAGAACCUCCUGCUUGACAAGGACGGCCACAUCAAGAUCGCGGACUUCGGCCUUUGCAAGGUGAAUAUAACGUACGGGCGCACCACAAAGACUUUCUGCGGCACACCCGAGUACCUCGCGCCAGAAGUGCUGGAGGACCUCGACUACGGACCAGCUGUGGACUGGUGGGGUACGGGCGUCGUGCUGUAUGAGAUGGCGUGCGGCCGCCUGCCGUUCUACAACCGCGACCACGACGUGCUGUUCUCGCUCAUCCUAAGCGAGGAGGUUCGGUUCCCGCGCACCCUCUCGGCCGAGUGUCGAGCAUUGCUCAGCGGGCUGCUCACCAAGGAGCCGACCAAACGGCUCGGCGCGGGCCCCGACGACGCCCUGGACAUCAUGCACCACUCCUUCUUCGCGUCCAUCAACUGGGCCGACCUGGUGGCCAAAAAGAUCCCGCCGCCGUUCAAGCCGCAGGUGGAGACCGAAACGGACACGCGCUACUUCGACUCUGAGUUCACCGGCGAGUCAGUCGAGCUGACGCCGCCCGAACACGAGUCCGGCCUGGCGCGCAUACAGGAGGAGCACUUCCCGCAGUUCUCCUACCAGGACCUCUGCUCGUCGGCGCACUCUGCGCUGUCGCACCUGUCGCACCAAUCCGCGCUGGCCGACCGCCGGCAC